GUGCAGAUUCCUUCACUCUCUCAUCCGCUCGGUCAACCGACAUGUACUUCACGUGAUGGCAUCUUUGGACAGUUCGUCCGGCUCCACAUCACAUGACAUCACAUCACAUCGCAUCACACCGCAUCACACAGCCAAAACUCCCUCCCUCUGUCUGGGAUAUCUUACACACACAUACACGCACCUCUCUCUCUCUCUCUCUCGUGUGUGGGUGUGGUCUAUCCACCCACUCUUCCUUCCAGCCAUCCAUCCUUCAGUCAGUGUGUCCUGAUCCCCACCGCCCCCUUGAAAGCGCUGUCCAUGACCUCUGACAACGUCGGAUGCGUGUGCACCUGAGCAAUCAACGACACACCCACCACAACACAACACAACACACCACACGAUAAGCUGUAGCCUUCCUUAAGCUUCUCUCUCAUGAUAUGGUGUCGGUGUCGGUGACCGCACUGACUGACCAUGUAAGAGAGCUCGCGGACGGUUUGUCCAGCCGCCACGGCGUUGGCGCACUCCUGGAUGAGGUCGCUGGCGUGCAGACCGAUGACGUGCACACCCAAAAUCUCCUCCGUGUCCUUCCGGAACAGCACCUUGGCGAUCCCGUCGCCCUCACCCUCUGCCAGUGCCUUCGAGUUGGCCCUAAAUGAUCGCAUGACGCUCGCCUCUUUCUUCUGUGUGUGUGCUCGUUCGUGUGCGGCGUGUGGGGGUUGCCUGACUGACCUGAAGUGUCCGGUGGAUUUGCCGAGCUCGAACCCCUCAGCCUUGGCUUUGUCCUUGGCCUGGUCCUCAUUCAACCCUUCACACACAUACACACACACAAUCAGGUGCGCACAAUACACACGACCAUCUGUCCGUCUGUCUGUCUGUCUGUCUGUGUUACUGUGUGUGGGCGGUUGUCUGACCGACGAAUGCGAUCUCCGGGUGUGUGAAGCAUGCUGCCGGGACGGCAUUGUGGUUGACGGCAUGGGGGCGCCCAAUGAUGUUCUCGACCGCUGAUAUGCCUGAGUGCACCAGACAGACACAUAAUACGCCAAACCUCACACGUGUCGUGUCGGCGAUUGCUUGGUGUGCCCUGCCUGGAUCUGUAGUGCUGUGUGUGUAUGUUUGCACCUUACCUUGUGCGGAAGCAGCGUGUGCGAGCAUCAUCUUGCCGUUUGCGUCGCCGAUGCAGUACAGAUUGGGCACCACCUCCACACCUACACACACAUGGGGUGUGUCGUGUCCCCACACCACACCACACACCCAGACCAGACGAUAGUUAGAUACCUACGGGCAGUUGUCAACCUAUCCACGUGUUGGUACCUUCUUUCUUGGUGAGCACCCGCAUCCUUUCGUCCACCUGACACACACACAUCGACACACGCGUGGGAUGCGAUGUGAUGGACGGCCUGGCCUGCAGAUUCGAGUCAGUCACUUGCUGACCGGCACGAACCCCCUGUCCAUCUCGACGCCGACGUUCUCGAGACCACACUCCUGGCCAGCCAACACACAACACAACACAGCAGACAGAGGGACGGAGGAUGAGGCAGGUAUGUACUUCCUUCCUGCCGUCUGUCUCAGAUAGAUGUAGGCGUCGCGUACCUUGGUGUUGGGCACUCUGCCAGUCGCCACCAGGCAGGCAUCGACCUCCAGGGUCUCAACCUAGAGUGAAGCGCACAUAGAGCACAGUGCAGUGUCUCUAUGGCCGGAUGACAGUCACUCAUUGGCUGUUUUGCUCCUUACGUGUUCCUUGGUGUUUGCGUCGAUCAUCUUGAUGGUCACCGGCUUCUCACCUGUGAGCGACAGACACCACAAGUAAGUGGACGGACGCGUGUGCCUUCACUUCACUAUCAUAUGGCUGGCUGGCUGGAUGGCUGCCUGGCAUGUCAGCUUACCGGGGAUGCCUGGGGUGACCUCCGACGCAAACACGCCCGUGCGGUAGUCGAUGGACCGCGGACGGAUCAGCAACCUAUAUAUGUGCAGUGCACAUCAAUCACAUGAAGGAAGUUUGUUGUGCGAACGUUGUUUGCCGAUGAGCCGCUGGCUGGUCCAAGGCUUGCCUCUCCGCCAGCCUGGCGAUUUCUGGGUCAAAGGUGGGCAUAAUGCGGUCCAGCGCCUCAAUGAACGUCACCUCAGAGCCUGCCGGCAGCAAACACAGACGAACAAACAGAUAGAUAGAUAGAUUUUGUGUGUAACCUGCCGCCCUGGCGACCCACCGAGAGCGGUGAAUACGUCUGAGAACUCGAGACCGAUAUAUCCGCUGCCCACGAUGGCCAGCCACUCGGGCACGCUGUCGAGCCUGAGGCCACCGUCGCUCGUGAAGACAGUCUUCUCGUCCACCUCUAUGCCCCGCGGCACAAAGGGCAGCGACCCUGGCGCCAGGAUGAUGUCCUUGGCGCGGACCACACGGCUCCCCGCCUGCACCUCAUGUGGACCCUUCACAGAGCCCUUCUCGGGAAUGACCUCCACACCGAGACCUGAUGGAUGGCGGUGCAGAUGAGUGAGAUGCGUGGAUGGAUGGUGUUGGUGCCUUCCUUGUGUGUUGUGUUGGUGGGAUACAUGCAUACCUGUGAGUGAGUUUUCGAGCCCUGACCGCACCUUGGCCGCCAGAUUCUUAGCGUGGUCGGCGAUCGCCUGCCUGAAAGGCAACCAAUGAAAUGAACCAAUAGGGCACGAGAGAAACAAAGUAACCCAUUCGCUCGCUGAUGGUGCUGAUGGUGGGUGCUUGUUGUGUUGACACAAACAGACAGACCCACUCACUCGCUCAACUGACCUGUCGUAUUUGACGUUGUCUACGGUGACCCCCAGGGCCUUGAGGUGGUGCGCAUUCCGCAGCUCACGCACACGACCGGAUGCAGCCAACAGAGCCUUCGAUGGCACACAACCUGAUAUACAGACCUAUGUGGUGUGCUCUGUCUGUCACUGAUUGCAGUGAGUGCACUGGUUGGCCGUGUGGUGAGUGAGUGGAUGUGUGGGCCUGCCUGGCUGCCUACCUCUGUUAACGCAUGUGCCGCCCACAUCCCCACCAGUCAGAAUAGCGGUCUUCAGACCUUUGCCCACUGCAGUCAGUGCACACACACCAACACACAUCCAAUCAAGAGCUCAGCGUCCUUCGUGCAAGCACUGAUUGUGCGCACGUCCUCUGUCUGUGUGUGUACCUUACCGGCGUGCAGCGCUGCCCCGUGGCCCCCGACUCCACAGCCGAUAAUCACCAGGUCGUAGUCAUAAUUAUCUCCCGCCAUCCACAGCCCUCCCUGCAGCACACCACAAAACAGCCGCAACUCAUUCAGAAGACAGGAAUGCGUCGGCAGCUGUGUGUUGCGCCUCAGUGCUCACCGCUGGCCGAACGCGAAAGACCAUUGCCUGUUGUGGGUGUGCUUGUAAUGAUGAUGGCCGCCUUGAAAGGAGAGAUUGGCGUCUGAUGAACGGAGCUGUCGACGAAAGAUGGAAGCCCGCCACGGCACACAACCAUGAUCCCAGAAGGGCAGCCAACAGCAACACUGCUGAGCGACUCAUUGCGCGCCUUUGCCUCUGUAGAACUUCACCCAUCUCGUUGUCCCGCAGCUGCUGGCGGAAUGCCCCGCUCCUCUGACCACUGCGGCGAUGCAGAUCUGACGAAAGCUGCUCGAGCUAC
This is a messenger RNA of Vitrella brassicaformis, 3601 nucleotides long. The record is from the annotation of a GenBank genome assembly. Lineage: Eukaryota; Vitrellaceae.